CGCUCCCUGGGCAGCGUCACCACUGCGCUCUGGGCUUCCAGUUCGGCCUCGGGGCAGGCUGGAGUGCUGGCCAUUUGGCUUGUGGGCAGAGUCUCAAGGCAGAAGUUGAAACCAGCUGAUCAGCACUGUCCUGCCACAACAGAAUGUGAUCUACUACUUCUACCAUGCACCAUGACUCCAGGGGACUUCAUGAUUUUCAUCUGUGCCCUUUGGCUGAUCCUUCCAGACCUGAGCCAAGGCUUAGGUGGCCCCGUGCUGCCCAACGUCCCCUUUGUUGCCAUCUGGAAUGCCAACACCCAUUUGUGCCAACAGAAAUUUCAAGUGAACAUCAGCCUGGACACCUUCCACGUGGUAGCCAACCCAGAUCAGGUCUUUCAGGGACCAAAUAUGACCAUCUUCUAUAGCACUAAGCUGGGCACUUACCCUUGGUAUACACCUGUUGGGCAGCCAAUCAAUGGGGGCCUGCCUCAGAAUGCCAGUUUCUGGGCCCACCUGGUCAAGUCCUAUAAAGACAUCCUGGACACUUUACCUGAACCUGACUUCAAGGGAGUUGUGGUCAUCGACUGGGAAGAAUGGCGCCCUAUUUGGGCCACAAACUGGGACUCAAAGAAAAUAUACCAGGAGCAUUCUCUGGACCUGGUGAGAGAAAAGCACCCAGACUGGCACCCAUUCAGGGUGGAGGAAGUGGCUAAGAAACAAUUUGAGGAGGCAGCCAGGGAAUGGAUGGUUGGCACCUUACAGCUGGGGAAGUUCUUGCGGCCCAGAGGACUCUGGGGCUACUAUGGUUUCCCAGACUGUUACAAUUACAACUUCCAGAAGCCCAACUACACAGGAGAGUGCGGUCAGGAGAUCCAGGAACUGAACAACCAGUUGUUAUGGAUGUGGGAGCAGAGCCGAGCCCUCUACCCUAGCAUCUACCUUCCCCCGGAGCUGGCCGAAUCAGGAAAGUCACUGAUGUUUGUCCAUGGGAGACUGCAAGAGGUCUUUAGAGUGGAAGGGAGAACCCGCAGUCCCGGCCGGCCCAUCUUGCCCUACGCACAGAUCUUUUAUGAGCAGACAGAUCGUUUUCUGCCCUUGGAGGAGCUGGAGAAUACAAUUGGAGAGAGUUUGGCCCAGGGUACGGAUGGAAUUGUGAUAUGGAUGGGUGGAGACCAUGAACACACCAAGGAAUCCUGCCAGGCCAUUAAGGACUACGUGGACGCCACCCUGGGCCCCUUCAUCCUGAAUGUCACCAGCAUUGCCUACCUCUGCAGUGAGGCGCUGUGCUCAGGGCAUGGCAGAUGUGCCCGCCGCCAGCAUCACCCCCAAGCCUUCCUUUUCCUCAGCCCAGCCAGCUUCUCUAUUCAUCGACAGCCAGACAGUGGGCACUUGAGCCUUCAAGGUUUCCUGGCAGAUGAGUCCUUGGCCAAGAUGAAAACAGAAUAUAGGUGUCGUUGUUAUACAGGCUGGGCUGGGGAGCACUGUGAGCAAGGAAGGGGCAGCCCCUAACUCCCCUAAAGAAACAUUGCCUUGGGUAAGAACAAGAGAACAGCGGAAGGGCUCUCUGAUCCUUUUACUCUCUGGCCUGUACCCUAGGCCAGAGACAGCUUCCUUUCUAAAACGGCCCUGUCACUGCCUCCCACCCUGCAAUGACUGUCACUCUACAUACUAGCUGUGUGACUUUGAAUAACAUUCCAUCUCUUUGAACCCUGAUGUUUUCCUCAGUCAAAGGGAGAUAACAGGACUUUAUUGGGUUGUUUGGAGAAAAGUGCUUUAUAAAUCACUAUAGAAACGAGAACAGUGUUAUUCUAAGCAACACAAUUAUUAUAAAUCACAUCGAGGGGAAAGUUUGUCAUACUUCAUGAUGGUUUUGUCUCUGGGUUGGUCUUUCCCACUGGGAUAAGAGGUAGGGAGGGAGAGUAGACCAUUGUCAGGGGCCAUUGAGGGCAGUGCACUUGUAUCCAAAUAUUUUUAUUCAAUGACAAAAAUCAAUAAUUUUACCCACCUGCUUUGCUGAAUAUUAAAAAUAAAUGAGUAAUGGCAGCAUAGCAACUUGUCCCAGGACCAUUUCUGUCUGAACUCCAUUGAACGAAGAUGAGAAUGAUUUUUCAAUAAUAAUGAUGAGGAUAAUAAUAAUAAUAACAAUUAUGAUGAUGAUGAUGAUAAAGAGAUGUUCAGGGAAGAAAGGUAUCAACCUUUAGAAACUGAGUUCCCCUUUCUUUCCGAGUGGGUUUCUUUAAUUGUUAGCAAAUCCACAGCUCCAGGUGUGCUGGGUGACUCCAAAUCCAGAGAGGGCAAUCAGUCAGACAGCUUAUCAGUCAAUCCAUAUGCCCGUCUUCAAUUCCAGUGAGGGCUCAGAGCUUAAUCUAUAGAGUAUUGACCCCUUCUUUGCCUGGGUGUUGUUCAAUACAUGUGUGUAUCUUGAUAACAGCUGAUGUUCCUGUAACUCAAAGAUUUGCAGAGUAUUUUAUGUGAGAGAAAGAAAGAAAUUAAGUUACUUGUCCAAAUUCACAUGAGUAAUAAAAUCUAGGGUGACAUUUGAA
Messenger RNA from Phascolarctos cinereus (koala), 2522 nucleotides. RefSeq names its product hyaluronidase-1-like. The record is from RefSeq and is a predicted model, not a curated record. Gene Ontology annotation, biological process: carbohydrate metabolic process; hyaluronan catabolic process. Gene Ontology annotation, cellular component: cytoplasmic vesicle. Gene Ontology annotation, molecular function: hyalurononglucosaminidase activity. Lineage: Eukaryota; Metazoa; Chordata; Mammalia; Diprotodontia; Phascolarctidae.